CGGCGGCGCUCCCGGCGGCAGCAUCCACUCGGGCUGCAUCGCCGCCGUGCACAACGUGCCGCUGAGCGUGCUCAUCCGACCGCUGCCGUCGGUGCUGGACCGGGCCAAGGUGCAGAGCCUGGUGGACGCAAUCCGGGAGGACCCAGACAGCGUGCCGCCCAUCGACGUCCUCUGGAUCAAAGGGGCCCAGGGUGGUGACUACUACUACUCCUUCGGUGGCUGCCACCGCUACGCAGCCUACCAGCAGCUGCAGCGAGAGACCAUCCCCGCCAAGCUCGUGCAGUCCACCCUCUCUGACCUCCGAGUGUACCUGGGCGCGUCCACACCGAAUCUGCAGUAGCAGCUUCCAUGCCAUCUGCUGUCGCCACAUCCAGGAAGAGACACCUGGCCCCCAGCAGGCGGGCCACACAGAAAGGCCAACAGAGGCACCCCUUUUUGCACAUGGGGGUGGGGUCUGACUCUCAGCACCCCCUUUACUAGCUGUCAGACCUGGGAUUCAUGCUGAGUAGUGUGAGAGUCCCUGUUCCCACCUCUGUGAGAGUGAGGUCAGGGCCUCAUCCCUGAGUGAGGAGAUGGAUCUGGAAAUUCGCAGGACAAGGACCUUCUCGUUGUCUUUAUGCUUCCUAUUAAGUGGACUGCUCAGCUGCAGAUAAAGACAGGCCUAGGUGACAGGGACUUCAGCAAAGAAAGGCUGAAUUCUGGAGGCAAAUAACCAAAGUGCUAUUGCUUCAGUAACUCGACAGAGAUAGGGUUUAUGUCUCUAAAAUACUUUUGCCACCGUUGCUUAUUACUUCAUGGUCAUAAGAUGGCUGCAGUAUCUCCAGGAAUCAUGUAUGUGUCCAAGGAAGAAAGGAGUAGAGGAAGAGGAAGGGCCAGCCCGCUGGACAUGUCACUUCCAUCAGAAAGUGUAAUCUGUCCUACUCUGUCCCCUGUAUAUUUCCACUUAGCUGUCCUUGGCCUGAGCCAGGUACCAUUGCCCUCGCUUUGAAGAAAGCUAACAUAGCAGGGAGCAGAAUUUGCCAUGGCUGAGCACACCAGUCUUGUGCCAUCUCCUGGGACUGGCACUCUGCCUCUUGAAAUAAACUUUUCUCACCAGAAAAGAAGA
Chinchilla lanigera (long-tailed chinchilla) is the source of this 1105-nucleotide messenger RNA. RefSeq names its product sulfiredoxin 1 (gene Srxn1). Gene Ontology annotation, molecular function: sulfiredoxin activity. NCBI's taxonomy places the organism in Eukaryota, Metazoa, Chordata, Mammalia, Rodentia, Chinchillidae. Gene Ontology annotation, biological process: cellular response to oxidative stress. The record is from RefSeq and is a predicted model, not a curated record. Gene Ontology annotation, cellular component: cytoplasm.